AUGACGUUCUCCCAGCUAAUAUCUCCCCUCACAUUUCCAGGCUCCGGAUUUGACUUGACUGAUGUCUCUGAAAAGAUUGAGGAAGAAACCCUUCCAACAUAUAAGGCAGAGAAGUAUUACCCAGCUCAAAUAGGCGAAAUUUUCAACAACAGAUAUCAAAUUGUUGGGAAACUAGGAUACGGAGUGACAUCGACUGUAUGGCUCGGUCGUGAUCUACAUGAGUCUCGACAUGUCGUACUAAAGCUUUGUGUUGCCUCCUCAAAGCCGAAUCAUGAGAUUAGAAUCUACAAUCAUCUCAAUUCAAUUCAAUCUCAAUCUGGCCAUCCCGGCAAAAAUCUCUUUCGACAACUAUACGACUCGUUCGAAGUGAUCGGCCCACAUGGCACUCAUGUGUGCCUUGUUCAACAACCAUUGGGAUUGAGUUUGGAACAGAUGCUCGACCUUCGGCCUACAGGGACUCUGGCUAUACAACUUUUGAAGCAUCCGUUACGACAAAUCCUGGGUGGGCUUGACUUCCUACAUUCAGCCAACAUUGUCCAUACAGACCUCCAAUCCAGAAACAUGCUCCUUGAGAUUGACGAUCCUAAUGUGUUCUCGGUAUUCGAAGAGGCUGAGUUGAAACAACCUGCACCGAGAAAGGUUUUGGACGAUCGCGUCAUUUACAAGAGCCGGCGGAUUCCCCGUACACGGUGCCUACCUAUUAUAACCGAUUUUGGCGAGGCCAGAUUCGCAGAUGAAGACCACAAAGGACAAGAUAUUAUGCCAGAUGUCUACAGAGCACCAGAGGUUAUUCUCAAGAUGAAUUGGGACAAUAAAGUUGAUAUUUGGAGCAUUGCUAUGGUGUUUUGGGACCUCGUAGCUGGGCGAACCCUCUUCCAAGCCAGGAAUGAUCAACAACUUCUGGAUGAUACACUCCACCUUGCAGAGAUGGUUGCUAUCAUGGGACCUCCUCCCAGGGAGUUUCUGGAACGAAGUGAGAUGAGUUCUAUAUGGUGGGACAAGAACGGUCAAUGGAGAGGUUUUGCACCCAUCCCUGACAUCUCCCUUGAACUGCUUGCAGAAGAUCUCGAGGGAGAAAACAAAAAGGGAUUUCUGGAGUUUCUUCAAAGGAUUCUACGUUGGUUACCUGAGGAAAGGCCGACUGCCGAAGAGCUCGUAUUUGACCCGUGGCUGAUGGAGGGGCUGAGAAUCAGGAAAACUACCUAG
Molecule: messenger RNA, 1206 nt
Organism: Histoplasma mississippiense
Lineage: Eukaryota; Fungi; Ascomycota; Eurotiomycetes; Onygenales; Ajellomycetaceae
Exons: 4
Coding region: 1-1206 (401 amino acids)
Biological process (GO): regulation of mRNA processing; spliceosomal complex assembly; protein phosphorylation
Molecular function (GO): ATP binding; protein kinase activity
Source: RefSeq, a predicted model, not a curated record